Fragaria vesca subsp. vesca is the source of this 2144-nucleotide messenger RNA. RefSeq lists its product as uncharacterized. NCBI's taxonomy places the organism in Eukaryota, Viridiplantae, Streptophyta, Magnoliopsida, Rosales, Rosaceae. Gene Ontology annotation, cellular component: membrane. The record is from RefSeq and is a predicted model, not a curated record. The transcript has 3 exons. The coding region runs from base 72 to 1829 and encodes 585 amino acids.
AGUCUAAGCUGAGAACUCAUCAGUGUUUAGAGAUCCCAACCUAGCUCUCACAACUGUGCCAAACACAGAAGAUGGCACAGUGUCAUGGGAAGUUUAAGGCCUUCAAGAACAGCAGAUGGCUUGUGUUUGUGUGUGCAAUGUGGAUUCAGUCCUUUGCAGGAAUUGGGUACUUGUUUGGGAGCAUAUCUCCUGUGAUAAAGAGCACUAUGGGGUACACCCAGAGGGAGCUGGCAAUUCUGGGAGUGGCCAAGGACUGGGGUGAUGCUAUUGGAUUUGUUGCCGGAUACUUAUCGGAGAUUUUACCAAGUUGGGGGCUUUUGGUCAUUGGAGCAGUGCUCAACUUUCUUGGAUAUGGAUUGCUUUGGCUUAUAGUCUCACAAAAGAUUGCUGCUUUGCCUUUGUGGGUGCUUUGCAUUGCUAUAUACGUGGGAACGAAUGGAGAGACCUUCUUCAACACAGCAGCCUUGAUUUCGUGUGUGCAGAACUUCCCCAAAAGCCGGGGACCUGUUGUGGGGAUUUUGAAAGGAUACGCCGGUUUAAGUGGUGCAAUAAUAACUCAGAUUUAUGCAAUGUUCAAUUCCCCAAAUGAAGCGUCAUUGCUUUUUAUGAUUGCAGUUGGACCAUCAAUGGUUGUCAUUGCUCUAAUGUUCAUUGUUAGGCCUGUGGGAGGUCACAGACAAGUCAGGCCAGGUGACAAGGCAGGAUUCACGUUUACAUAUAGUGUUUGCCUUGUUCUGGCAGCUUAUUUGUUGGGAGUUUUGAUACUUGAAGAUUUGUUUGACUUGAGCCAAACUUUGAUCACAUUACUUGCGGCCAUUUUAGUCGUUUUCUUGGUGCUUCCGAUUAUCAUCCCCAUCAUAUUGAGUUUCUUCUCUGAACCAAAGCCUUUACUUCAGGAGAGCCUUAUUGAUGUGCAGAGAGAAGAUGAAGGGAACAAAUCUGAGAAUGAGGUCAUUUUUAGUGAGGUGGAAGAUGAGAAGGCUUCAGAUGUAGAUUCUCUUCCGUCAUCAGAAAGACAAAAACGAAUUUCUCAGCUUCAAGCUAAACUGUUCCAAGCAGCUGCAGAUGGAGCAGUGAGGGUCAAGAGGAGAAAAGGUCCCCAUAGAGGAGAGAAUUUCACCUUGAUGCAGGCAUUGAUAAAGGCCGAUUUCUGGCUCAUAUUUGUUUCUCUAUUGCUUGCUGCUGGAUCUGGCUUGACAGUUAUUGACAAUUUGGGUCAGAUAGUUUUGUCACUUGGGUACACUGAUACAAGUAUCUAUGUCUCCAUGAUCAGCAUUUGGAACUUCCUCGGACGUGUUGGUGGUGGCUACUUCUCUGAGAUUAUCGUAAGAGACUAUGCCUACCCAAGACCAGUGGUAAUGGCUGUAGUUCAGGUUAUCAUGGCAGUUGGGCUUUUCUACUAUGCUGUGGGGUUGCCGGGGCAAAUAUAUGUGUCCACUGUGCUGAUAGGACUAGGGUAUGGUGCUCACUGGGCAAUUUUGCCAGCUGCAGCUUCAGAGCUGUUUGGCUUGAAGAGUUUCGGGGCCCUCUAUAAUUUUCUUACAAUGGCAAACCCUGCUGGUUCUCUUAUAUUCUCAGAAGUGAUUGCUAGUGGUAUAUAUGACUACUAUGCAGAAAAACAAGCUACACUCAGACACCAAAAUCCAAGCUCAAUGCUUCUUAAACCCCUCGGGGAUGAUGAUGACCUCUCUUGUGAAGGUACUAUAUGUUACUCCAUCACUUUUGGAAUCCUAUCAGCACUAUGCAUUGUUGCAGCAGGAUUAAGCAUGAUUGUAGUUUAUCGAACGAGGAGGGUUUACACCCAACUCUAUGGGAAUCCGAACAAUUGAGAUGCAAUAACAAGAGCAGGUGGAUAUUUCUACAGUCAGCUAGCAAAAUUAUUUUUUGAAAGCUUCUCAUCCUUGUGAUCUGGAGGAGUACUGUUAGCUGAAGUCUGAGCAGACAUUUUUGCUUCACCGAUUGCCAAAAAAGUCGUACCAGCCCCGGAGCACAUCUCAAUAACUAUCUCUCAGUUCAUUAUAUAUCAGAACAUUCAUUACAAUAUGCCAGUACAAACAUUACAUUACAAUUCAAUGAGAAAUGAAUAAUGUUUCAAAUCAAUUUUUUCCUUUCUGGUUUCUUGACAUGUAAGCAACCCAGUUACA